Messenger RNA from Dictyostelium discoideum AX4, 138 nucleotides. RefSeq lists its product as hypothetical. Lineage: Eukaryota; Evosea; Eumycetozoa; Dictyosteliales; Dictyosteliaceae. The record is from RefSeq and is a predicted model, not a curated record. The coding region runs from base 1 to 138 and encodes 45 amino acids. The transcript has a single exon.
AUGUGGAGGGCAGUUCUGGUCGUCUUUUUCUCUGAGGUAUUGUUCGUAUAUCCAUGCUUUCUGGGCAUUGAAUCUGGUUGCCAUAUUCCAGAGUUCCAGGCCUCCUAUUUCAUAGUCUCUUCUGCUCCUUUCUUUUGA